Trypanosoma rangeli is the source of this 2052-nucleotide messenger RNA. RefSeq lists its product as uncharacterized. The record is from RefSeq and is a predicted model, not a curated record. NCBI's taxonomy places the organism in Eukaryota, Euglenozoa, Kinetoplastea, Trypanosomatida, Trypanosomatidae. The transcript has a single exon. The coding region runs from base 1 to 2052 and encodes 683 amino acids.
AUGCCGGAAACAUAUAUUGUCCGUUUUAAGGUGCUGAAGGUGGAGUCAGCGGCGCUAAGGGAUGGCCGACAGUACACCGUUGCCUACCGCCGCGGCGAGACCGUUCGUUCCUCGCCUUGUUACAUUGCGGGGGGCGGUGUUGUUGACUUCAGUUUGAUGCCGGAGGGUGCGGCCAUUGUGCACUUCAAGAGCGGUGCACCGCGGUUUAUGCCCAAGUGGAUCACCUUCCGCUUAGAGGAGUACAUGCGGGGUCAGCCGCGGAAAGUAAUUGGGGAGACGCAGGUGGACUGCGCCGAGCUACUCGGACUGCACAGUAUCACGGCCUCAGCGCAGCGCCAAAUGGAGUUUGAGAUUAAUGGAACCUCUGCCCAGAUGGUCGUUGCACUCCUCGUUUACCCCGAGAAGCACCCGCCGCUUUCCUUUCGCGGCGUUGUCCCUGCGAUCGCCAAUGACGCUCAGAGCGGCGGGGCGAAGAAUGAUGGGGUCAAGCGGAUGACCCGCGGCGAGGCUAUGACGCUGCUGAUAUCGCUCGAAGCCAUGCUUGAACGUCGCCGGGAAGGGAACCCGAAAAAGGAGGAUGCCUCCCCGUUGGAGCGGCGCCUGGCAGAGCUGGAGGAGCGGCGUCGCUCACUUUCCAGCGUGGAUGGGAUGGCCGCAGCCGUGGUUAAGCAGCGCGUGGAGGGCGUGGUGGGGGCACAGUUUCUCGCCUUGUCCCGCAAAUACCGCGACAACUAUGUGGGUGAAGUGGCUGCUUAUCUGCGUCAGUGCGCCGUCACUAGUGGCCUCUCGCUUACCACCGACAUUUCAGAGGAGGCGGUGACGGACACGGAAGGUGCACGAGAACGGCUGCAGCGCAUCAACACCCGCAUCGACGACUUAAUGAGCCAAGUGCGAACGCUAGAGGAGGAGCAGAAGUCCCUUGCACGAAUGCAAAGUCGCGCGGACGUGACGAAUGAACUGUGUGCCAUUCUGAAUAAGGUGGAGACGCUCCAGUCGCAAAUUAAUUUGCUGCUGAAGACACGCACCGCCCUGGAGGACGUGAUCCGUGGCAAAGGCAUGGAUGCCACCCCCGUUGGUCGCGAGGUGCAGGAAAUCCGCCAGCGACUUCGCACUCUGACAGCCGAGGAGACGCAACUGCAGGAACAGGUACGCCGCAUGAUGAACGUCACCGUCACUCACGUGUUGAAGUGGGCCCGCGGCAAAAAUCCGCCGACGGAAGACCUCUCAUCAGACGUCGCGACGCUUUUUGCGACAGGGCCGUCGCAAGCGCAGUGGCAGAAAACCUCCUCAAAGGAGCUCAGCGCCGAGGAGCGUCGCCAGCUUGUGGAGGCGUUGUCGAAUGUCACCAAACCCCUUUCCCCGCCUGAGAAACCGGAGGCCUCAAGCAAGGCGGAGGGGACCGCGAUGCCGCCCAUGAAGGAGUUGUUUGGAGCCAAGGGGCUCCCAUCGGUGGGUGACUUUGGUGCUUCCGCGAGCAAGGAAAAGGAGGAUGCCCCAACGUCCUCACAAGGCACCAAGACUGCUGAAAAGCACUUGGAUCCGUUCAUCCCCGAUCUGAAAAGUGACAUGUUUGCUCCUACGCUGGCGGAGGGGCAGGAGAGAAACAAAGCCACGUUACCGGAGUUCGACUUUGGCGCCACACUAGACAGGGAUGCGGGCGCGGAGUUGGCGAUGGGCAGCGGCAGCAGCGGCGCGUACGCCAUGUUCUCCAACGAUACACAUGAGUCUGCUCUGGUCCCAACUGCUCCGCCUGUUGAGGACUUGAUUGCGAUUGAUGAUGAUCCCAUGUACGAGUUUCGCCCAACCGCCAAAGACACCGGCACAAUACCACUUACUAUCGAGUUUGAGGACUCAUCGUUUUUCAACAACCUCGAGGGUGAGGCCGCAGCAAAGGGUCCUGCGUUGACAUUUGAGUUGGGGAGCCACCACUCGCGCAACUCGAACAGUGGCAACUCGCAGCUUCCAACGUACAGCUUCGGCCCCGAUGGUGCGGCGAAGGGAGGUCGCACCACAGAUCACUCCGGCCUGCCGAAGUACGACUUUGGCACCUGA